UUUGAAAAUUGUCUUCUCGUGUUUUGUUGUUUUUAAAUUUUGUAUACUCGUAUUUUAUUAAUUUCGGAAAAAUAGUGAAAAAUGGCUGGUGUGUUGUUUGAAGAUAUAUUUAAUGUAAAAGAUAUCGACCCAGAAGGCAAAAAAUUCGACAGAGUGAGCCGAUUACAUUGCGAGAGCGAGUCUUUCAAAAUGGACCUUAUUCUGGACAUCAACUCCUGGCUAUAUCCCAUGGAAUUGGGUGAUAAAUUUCGUCUGGUUCUUGCCACAACAUUGAGAGAAGAUGGCUACGCUGAUGCUGGAGACUGGAAUCCUCAAGGACUGGAGAACGAAGGUUCGAGAGCGGACAGCUUUGAAUAUGUGAUGGCAGGAAAGGUGUACAGGAUAGAAGGAGACGAAGCCGCUAACGAACCGUCCAGCAGAUUGGCUGCUUACGUGUCGUUCGGAGGGCUGUUAAUGCGUCUACAAGGUGAUGCCAAUAACUUGCACAGUUUCGAAGUGGAUCAGCAUAUGUAUUUAUUGAUGAAGAAAAUUUUCAUGUAAUUUUGUACCUAAAUUUAAAUAUAGGAUUUUAAUAAAUAUAAG
Messenger RNA from Diabrotica balteata, 582 nucleotides. NCBI's taxonomy places the organism in Eukaryota, Metazoa, Arthropoda, Insecta, Coleoptera, Chrysomelidae. The record is from the annotation of a GenBank genome assembly.